Molecule: messenger RNA, 1176 nt
Organism: Mycosarcoma maydis (corn smut)
Lineage: Eukaryota; Fungi; Basidiomycota; Ustilaginomycetes; Ustilaginales
Exons: 1
Coding region: 1-1176 (391 amino acids)
Biological process (GO): carbohydrate metabolic process
Source: RefSeq, a predicted model, not a curated record
AUGACGACCGAUUCACCCUCUUUUUCCCUCUCGCCGGCCCAAGCCGCGAGUUUAGUGGACAAGCUCAUCCAUAAGCUCCUGCACAAUGAAGAUCGCGAUGGCAAAUUUCUCCUUGCACUCGACGAUGGUCGUAUCAUCGACACCAAAGGCUGGGCGGGCUGGGAGUGGACACACGGUGUCGCUCUGUAUGCGCUCUUCGAACACCACCGCCUCACGAACUCCACAACGUCUCUCGACAUUAUCGCGCAAUGGUUCCGCGAUCGAUUCGCCGAGGGCGGCACCACCAAAAACAUCAAUACCAUGGCAGCCCUCUUGUCUCUCGCAUUUGUUUACGAACUCGACCCCUCUUCUCAGCCUGAAAACAGAACGCAUCUUAUCGAGUGGGCAGAGUGGGCGAUGAACGAGCUACCAAAGACAUCAGAGGGUGGAUUCCAACAUAUCACAUACGAUUCGGAAAACAAAGGUCAGCUUUGGGACGAUACGCUCAUGAUGACCGUCUUACCUUUGGCCAAGAUCGGCAAAGUGCUUGGGAUUGAACGGUACGUUCAGGAAGCAAAGUACCAGUUCUUGCUGCACGUCAAGUAUUUGUACGAUGCAAAGAGCGGAUUAUGGUUUCAUGGAUGGACGUUUGAGGGAAGACAUCAUUUUGCCGGUGCUCAUUGGGCAAGGGGAAAUUGUUGGAUCACGUUGGCCAUCCCACUGCUCUUCCACAUCUUGGGUGAUGAGGAUGUAGAUCUCAUCGAUCGUACUUCCUUCUUUGCACGACACUUGGUGGGGACAUUGGAGGCUCAAGUGGAUGCCCUGUUGCCUCUCCAGGAUGAAAAAACAGGGCUAUGGCAUACGCUGUUGAAGUACGACGAUUCGUACGUCGAGUCUUCGGCUACGGCUGGAUUCGCUGCCGGAGCCUAUCUGGCGCUGAGAUUUGGAUUGAUCAAAGACCAUAACAAGAAAAAGGCGUAUGAGGCGAUGGCGGAUAAAGCACUCAAAGGCGUAGUAAGCAUGAUAGCCGAGGAUGGACAAUUGCAACAGACUUCUUUUGGUACAGCUAUGGGUCAUGAUCUAGACUUCUACCGGAACAUCGCCAUCACGCCCAUGCCUUACGGUCAGGCUUUGGCGCUGUUAGCUAUUGUGGAAAAGAUGGCUCUCGCCGACGUAACUGCCCCCGACGAAGCUUGA